AUGACAGCAACAAACAACAACAGCAACUAUAUCGUUUCUGAUGAAAAAGUUAUUGAUUCAUUAGUUGAGGAAUUAGCUGAGGAAUUAGUUGUGGCAACAAACAACAACAGCAACUAUAUCGUUUCUGAUGAAAAAGUUAUUGAUUCAUUAGUUGAGGAAUUAGUUAUGGCAGAAACUAAAACCCUCAACGAAAGAAUUGGUGAAAACAAGAUUGAUUUACAUAACUACCUCAAAUACGAUGGAGGAAGAGGAAGGAAAACUGGUAUGGCUUUAUUAGUAAAUAAAAUUUCGAAUUUAACGAUUAUAGAUGUUGAUAUCAAUAAAUCGUACAAUGAUGAACUUAAAGAAACAGUUAGAAAAGACAUUCUAUCAAAACUUUCGGAUAAAGAUGUUAUCGUUAAAACCGCUUCAGGAGGUCUUCACAUUUUCGAACAGAAUGAUUAA
Trichomonas vaginalis G3 is the source of this 444-nucleotide messenger RNA. RefSeq names its product Prim-pol domain family. Bases 1 to 444 code for a protein of 147 amino acids. NCBI's taxonomy places the organism in Eukaryota, Parabasalia, Trichomonadida, Trichomonadidae. The transcript has a single exon. The record is from RefSeq and is a predicted model, not a curated record.